Aaosphaeria arxii CBS 175.79 is the source of this 2506-nucleotide messenger RNA. RefSeq lists its product as uncharacterized. NCBI's taxonomy places the organism in Eukaryota, Fungi, Ascomycota, Dothideomycetes, Pleosporales. The transcript is spliced from 2 exons. Bases 123 to 2489 code for a protein of 788 amino acids. The record is from RefSeq and is a predicted model, not a curated record.
ACGGCUUAUUGCGAGAACGAGCGGAGACCCACAGAUCUAUCGAAUAGCUUUUUUCCCUCGAAGCGCGGCAAAUUGGGAUCGGAUUUCUAUGGGAUUUGGAAGAGGUGGCCAAGAACAAGCACAUGGAGGGAUCCACUUCUGACACUGAUGGAGCGGGAAUUGCCAAUGGAAAUGGAGCCACCGAUCGCACCGAGGCAGAGAGUAAGCAAAAUGGCAUUGGGAAUACCAAUGGCGACACCAGAAAAGAUGCAACUUAUUCAGCGACAACGGUGACAUCACCUUUGUUGCUCAAUGCCAAUCAAGCAUCAUACAAUUCAACGACCGCUGCGCAACGCACUGAGAAUGGAAGGAAUGAAGAUGGAACUAAGAAAGAUGACGAUCUCAGCGAUUCCUCCAAACGCGCAACCUCGUCCAAGCAUGUCCGCAUGGCGGAGCAUCUGCAGCGUCCACACCUCGCUGCUAAUCACCGUAGUCUUAGUGAUGCGAUGAGAGCAGUACGGAGCCGUGAGGAGCAAGAAACGCUCCUCACUGAUGAUGAAAUCGCGGACCCAGAUGGCUGCUUGAGAGAAGACAGUAGUCGACUUGGACCUCGUGAAGUCUUUCAUCCAGACCCACACAGUGCGCUCGAUGUCUACUAUACUAUUCAUCGAGUAAGGAGAUUGGUACUAGCGAGCAUUGAUGACCCGUACAGCAUUGAACAAAUGAAGGAGCCAAGAAUGAACGUUCUGAUUGUAAAGCCUCUUGUAGAUCGGCUGUACGAUGAGGACGAUGUUUCAGUCGUCUACUGCUUGUUGGUUAAUAGGAUGCAAUUCCUUCAUGAACAAUCUUUCCAGCCCCAUCAUCAAAGUGUUAAUCUCACGCGUGCGAAUUUAUGCGAACUGGUAGCUUUGAAGAUGCUGCGGUUAUACGACGAGGACAAAAGCGGCCGACCAGGCCUGCUUAGACUUGCCAACAUUCUUGUUGCGCCAUUCCAACCAUUCCAGAAUGCUCCUCCAGAGGUUUGUCCCGAGCGAUCUGAAUGGCACUAUCAAAAGCAAGGUGGCUACGAGGGCAAAUUGACCGCUCUGGAGGUGGCGAUCGUAUCUGAAAGCAAACUAUUCCUUAGCAGCUCGGCGUCCCAGAAGAUUAUAGAUGCUGUGUAUCGCGGUAGGAUCGUUUAUACGCCAACUGCAUUCCUCGAUAUCAUUCCCGAUCAUUACAAGCAUAAGCCUAUCUCUUUAUACGAUCCUCGCAAAGCGCCAUUGCUCAACCAGUACCGACUCAUCGUACCCCGGAACCGUAACAUUAUCGAAGUCGUUCAGUUCAUAGUUCUAUUGGGUCUUUACUGCUUGUGCAUGAUGAACAGAGACAGCACCGCCAAUAGCAACUUCACUGCACCCGAAGCGUGGUUCAUGGUGUAUGCUGCUGGCUGGGUUUUGGAUGAAUGCCUGUCGGUCCUGGAACAUGGAUGGGUCGUCCAUACUCAGGAACUAUGGGCGUUCCUUGAUCUCACAUUCGUCUUUAUCUACUGGCUUUACUUCAUAUUGCGGAUCUACGGAUUUGUGACUGGCGAUGCCGAAGCUGGGCGGCAAGCACUCGACAUUCUUGCUAUUGCAUCCCCAGUAGUAUUUCCUCGUCUUGCUUUCAACCUCAUGCCAGAGAAUAUGCUUUUCAUCUCCCUCCGAGCCAUGGUGAAGGAAUUUACCGCACUUACACUCAUCGCUGUUUGGUGUUUCGGCGGCUUUCUCCUCGCACUCAAGUGGCUCUCCAUGGGGAACCCCAACAUCGACUUCGCCGACUCUCCCGCACCCGUCACCAUCUCCAAAUGGAUGCUCUGGAUUUGGUUCGGACUUGACGGCACUGGCAUUCAACAGGCUCCGCGCUUCCAUGAAGUUCUCGGACCAACCUUGAUGGUGAUUUAUGCCUUCCUCGGCAAUACGCUCUUCCUCACAGUUCUCGUCUCGAUCCUCUCCAACACGUUCUCCAAGAUCGCCGCCUCCGCUACCGCCGAAAUCCAGUUUCGCCGCGCUGUCACCACGUUCGAGGGCGUGAAAUCCGACUCUCUCUUUGCAUACCGACCCCCCUUCAACAUCCUCGCCCUCUUCAUCCUUCUCCCUCUCAAAUUCUUCCUUACACCUCGCUGGUUUCACAAAAUCAACAUCACCCUCGUCCGCAUACUUAAUGCCCCAAUUCUCCUCCUCAUCGCCCUCUAUGAGCGCAAAUACCUCUGGAACGCUCCGCGCCCACAACGCACGCUCGGACCGUCCAAGCGCGAAACAUGGAGCAUCUGGAGCUGGAAGAGUUUCAGUCCGCAUUCAGAUCUGCAAAAAGUGUUCGAAGAGGAGCCACCGCAAUCUGUCUGCGAGAGGAUAGAAGAGCAAGACGAAUUGGAAGACGCCAUUUUGGAACAGAGUUUUGCUGGGACGGGUGUCGGACAGAGGGGAAUCAGUCCCGGAAGCUUCCGCGUCGGAGGUAGGCGCAGGAGAUUGAGCAGUGUCUGGCACGAAUGAUUCGUCACUUCAUCCCA